Molecule: messenger RNA, 903 nt
Organism: Sporothrix schenckii 1099-18
Lineage: Eukaryota; Fungi; Ascomycota; Sordariomycetes; Ophiostomatales; Ophiostomataceae
Product: signal sequence receptor alpha chain
Exons: 2
Coding region: 1-903 (300 amino acids)
Cellular component (GO): endoplasmic reticulum membrane; endoplasmic reticulum
Source: RefSeq, a predicted model, not a curated record
AUGGUUUCCUUCAAGCUCUCUGCUGUCGCGCUGUUCGCGCUGCAGGUUCUCGGUGUCGCUACGGCCGUCGAGGAACCCCUCGCCGGCAAGGCUGCUGCCGAGGUCAAGAUUGACGUCGACACCAAGUUCCCCGAGGCCGACAUCUUCGGCCUCAAGCUCAUCAACGGCCGCGCCACCAAGGCCAUCGUCGAGAUCACCAACCAGGAGGACAGCCCCGUCCGCGUGUCUAUCCUCGGCGGUGCCCUCGUCAACCCCCAGCUGCUCCCCGAGGGCGUUUCCCCCUCCGCCAACAUUGUCGUCAACCUGACCACCGUCAGCUUCGAGGGCUCCAAGGACGCCGUCCUGCAGCCUGGCGAGAAGCGCGGCUACCCUUACAACUUUGUCCUCGACCUGCAGCCCCGUGAGCUGCGCCUCGACCUCAUGGCCAUUGUCACCAACGCCAAGGGCCAGCUGUUCCAGGUCAUUGCCCACAGCGAUACCGCCACCAUUGUCGACCCCCCGAUCAACAUCUUUGACCCUCAGAUGUGCGUGAUUCCGUGGCGUUCUUCCGUCGUAUUCUCUCUCUCUCUCUCUCUCUCUCUCUUCCCCGCUAACGUGUGCAGCAUCUUCCUCUACGUCUUCCUGACUGGUGUGUUCGGUGCCACCCUGUACUUUGUUUACAAGACCUGGAUCGAGGCUCUUUUCCCGCAGGCCAAGCGCUCCAGCGGCGGCCGCAAAGCCCGCAAGGUGGCUGCUGCUGCUGAGGCUGCCAGCGCCGACGCACUGUCCGGCAACGAGUCGACGGGCGCUGGUACCGGUGCCGAGGACUUUGACGCCAGCUGGAUCCCCGCCCACCACAUCAACCGCCCCGUCGCCAAGCGUGUUAAGAGCGGUGCCUCCAAGAAGAAGGCCACUGCCGAGUAA